AUGGCUUCUUCCAUUUCCACCGACAAAGAGAUAGAAAAAGAGCUUCUUCCCCUUAUCAGAGUCUACAAGGAUGGCACCGUGGAACGUCUCCUAGGCUCUCCAAUUGUGCCACCUUCCCCUCAAGACCCUGAAACUGGGGUCUCAUCCAAAGACAUUAUUAUCUCAGAUAACCCUUACCUCUCUGCUCGCGUUUUCCUUCCAAAAUCCGAUCAAAAUCAGAGCCAGAAACUUCCCAUCUUUGUCUACUUUCACGGUGGUGGUUUUUGCGUUGAAUCAGCCUUCUCUUUAUACUGUCACCGCUACCUUAACAUCUUAGUUUCUCAAGCAAAUAUAAUAGCUGUGUCUGUGGAUUAUAGACUCCUUCCACACCACCCUCUUCCAGCAGCUUAUGAAGAUGGUUGGAGUACUCUCCAAUGGGUUGCUUCCCAUUCAACCAAUAACCCCACAAACACUGAGCCAUGGUUACUCAACCAUGGUGAUUUCGACAAACUCUAUAUUGGGGGUGACACCAACGGUGCAAACCUUGCACAUAACUUAGCUAUGCGUGCUGGCACUGAAACCUUGCCUGGGAAUAUUAAGAUAUUGGGUGCGUUACUCUGCAACCCAUUUUUCUGGGGUUCGAAGCCAAUUGGAUCUGAACCUGUUGAGGAGCACCCUACGAGUUUGGCCAUUAAAGUUUGGAACUUCGUAUACCCAGAUGCACCAGGUGGAAUCGAUAACCCUAUGGUCAACCCUUGUGGUCCUGAAGCCCCUGGCUUGGCUACACUUGGUUGUUCUGAGAUUCUGGUUUGUAUUACUGGGAAGGAUGAGUUUAGAGACAGAGAUAUUUUGUACUACGAGUCUGUGAAGAAAAGUGGAUGGCAAGGUGAAGUGGAACUGUUUGAUGCUGGAGAUGAGCUACAUGGUUUCCAGAUCUUCAAUCCUGAAACUGAUAAAGCUAGAGUCAUGAUCAAACGCUUGGCUUCUUUUCUCUCAUGA
Messenger RNA from Gastrolobium bilobum, 978 nucleotides. RefSeq names its product 2-hydroxyisoflavanone dehydratase-like. Gene Ontology annotation, molecular function: hydrolase activity. The record is from RefSeq and is a predicted model, not a curated record. The coding region runs from base 1 to 978 and encodes 325 amino acids. NCBI's taxonomy places the organism in Eukaryota, Viridiplantae, Streptophyta, Magnoliopsida, Fabales, Fabaceae. The transcript has a single exon.